Molecule: messenger RNA, 465 nt
Organism: Anolis sagrei ordinatus
Lineage: Eukaryota; Metazoa; Chordata; Lepidosauria; Squamata; Anolidae
Source: RefSeq, a predicted model, not a curated record
AUGCAGAGUUUAAGGGUUUUUAUAAGCGUGGCACUGUCAGUACAACUCAUCCAACUGGGAUAUGCUUGCGAAGGAGAGAACUGUGAUAACCACUCAAAUCACGAGAAGCAGAAUACACCCUUGGAAACUUUUAAUAUUUUGAAUAAUCUCAAUUCUGAGAAGAAGGACAAGCCUUCCAAUGUUUUGCCUUUCAUUGGGAUCACAGAUGCCAGCAAACUGACCAAACACUGCUGUCACAAUGGAGGAACGUGUUUCCUAGGGACCUUUUGUAUUUGUCCAAAGCACUUCACUGGAAGGCAUUGUGAAUAUGACACGAGAAUCAGGAACUGUGGUGCCCUUGGGCAUGGCGAGUGGUCUCAGGAAGGAUGUCAACUGUGCCGGUGCAUUUAUGGAACCAUGGACUGUUUUACGCAAACUGGAUGUGGUAAGAGAGCAUCAUUCCAUCAUUCCACACACACACACUAA